UUGAGUACAAGAUAGAGACGUAUCGUGUAUAUGUUAAAGUGAUACAUGUCUGUGAGAGGAAAAUAUACGUAUUGGUGGCUAAAGAAAGUAAACUCUUCAAUCCGAGUCCCUAGUUUUCGUGGUUUCCUCAUCGUCCAAGGUCAAAAGCAAAAGCUGCCUGCAUGCAAAGAGAGAUGAAUAAUCAUAUAGCUGAAGUGGUACCUUCACAAGGAAACUUCAACGAAAGCCCAUGUCCUAUGAGCUCGAAAGCACGUCCACGUGCCCCACCAAAGGCUCGCAAAAAAAGGAAGAAAAAGCCAGAAAGUGAACUGAGUGAUCCUGAAGUAAUCAUUCCCCGAACAAUUCAUCUUCGUGGAAGAGCAAGGGGAGGGCAUAAUAACUCUACUAAAAUCUCCAACGAACGAGGCAAAUUAAACUCCUCAACAUUCGUUCGCUACUUCACGCAUAUAUGGACUUCUUUUCCCAAAGAGAAAUUAGAGCCAGUUACGUUCUUCGAUCCCUCAUGGUUUGAAUUAUAUUCCCAUGAGGAAAACAGAGGGAAGAUUCUGAAUUGCAUCAAGGAGAAGGGCGUAUUUUCAAAGAAGUAUGUUUUCGUACCGAUAGUCGUGUGGUCACACUGGAGCCUGUUGAUAUUCUGCAACUUGGGUGAGACUCUCGUUCGCUCAAAAGUCAAUGCUCCUUGCAUGCUGCUGUUGGAUUCGUUGCAUGCAAUAGGUCCAACGAGGCUUGAACCGUUAAUAAGAAGGCUUCUCUUUGACAUGUAUACAUCAGAGAAAAGGCUGGAGACUGAAAAACAGCUUAAGAAAAUGCCUCUCUUGAUUCCCAAGAUGAAGAAAGACUGGUUCAAUGUUGAAGACAUAGAAUCCUUCUCCAAGAGUCUCGAUGCUUUUUCUCUAGCCGAAAGUAAACCUGAUGAUUCUGCUUCCAGUGAUUCUAGUGAUUGUGUUCAGAUCAUCGAGGGCCCUUCUUUUAGCGGCAGCUAG
Striga asiatica is the source of this 983-nucleotide messenger RNA. The record is from the annotation of a GenBank genome assembly. Lineage: Eukaryota; Viridiplantae; Streptophyta; Magnoliopsida; Lamiales; Orobanchaceae.